CAUGGCGGCAGGGGGCGCGGCGGAGGCUCAGGCGCGCUUCGGGCAUUCGGUGAAGGGACUGCUGACCGAGAAGGUGACGAGCUGCGGCACCGACGUGAUCGCCCUCACCAAGCAGGUGCUGAAGGGCUCUCGCAGCGCCGAGUUGCUGGGCCAGGCCGCCAGGAACAUGGUGAUGCAAGAGGAUGCCAUCCUGCACUCCGAAGACAGUUUAAGGAAAAUGGCCAUAAUAACCACGCACCUGCAGUACCAGCAGGAAGCGAUUCAGAAGAAUGUGGAGCAGUCAUCAAACCUGAGGGACCAGCUGAGUCACUUGCUGAAAUGAAGCCUAGCUGAAGGCAUUGGACAUCUCCACUGGCUGUCCUUUUCCUCCUGGGCCUGGGGCUCAGACCUGUGUCUGGAUGGUGCUGAAUGCCAGCUGGGAUACACACAGAGUGCACAUUCCUGAGUGUGCAGGCACCUCUCAGGUGUUCCCAUCCACAUCUGUAUUCAGAACACUCUCCUGAUUCCUUACAUCUAACUGGAACCUUAGCAGAAACUUCACUUCUACAACAGUUCCUGUGUUCCUUUUCUUAUCACGUGCAGUGUGAGGUGCUCAGCCUGUGCCUGUACCUCAGCACCUGCAUUGUUCAGCUGAUGGCCCUGUGUUGAAAUGGUUUGUCAGCCCAGAAUGCGGCAUGUGCUGCCCAUCCAAAGCCUUUUGUCUGUAUGUCCACAGCAGGAUGAUUUUUCUUCCCAUCCCUGCUGAGUCAUUAGCUGUCUGCUGUAAGAUGAUGAAAUACCUAACGAUCUCCAACAAUCGUAGAGCUGGGAUUUUCAUACAAUAUAAUUUCUCCUCCACCCUCCCAACGAAGUGUAUGAAAUAGAGCUGCAAGUUUUAAAUACAGAAUAACUACAGCUACAGGACCUUAUUUAGACACUGGGAUGAUGGGUGUGCUUUAUUUAGGGCCUGUUAAUCAGUGGGAGCUGUAAGUGGUUGGGUGGGUGUAGAGGUGCUUCAGCGUGGACUGAGGUGCCUGUCACAGAGCAGAAUUUUAGAAAGCGUGACUCUGGGCAGGCACCACUGAGCCAGCUGGACAUGACUUUGUGAGCAUCCUGCUCUGAGCUUAUCUUACUUUUUGCUAAGCCAGAAUUUGGAAUGUCAUCUCUUUGCCAGCGCAUCUGCGCUGCUUUCGGCCUUCAAUUGCAUUCCAGUUCUGGCUUGCUCCUCCAGUUCUUGAUUAAGCAGCCUUGGUAGUGCUGUGUAGCUGUCAGAUUGGGAACGCGUCCAGAGACGUGGCUGGGAUGUGGGCAGUGAGGGGCAAAAGAAUGUCAGGAGCCUGUGUAUUCAGUUCUGCAUUGCUCUGUCCUGAGGUCUUAGUGUCUGGGUUCCUGCUUGCUUCUCGGUGAAAUGAGGUGCAAGCUAUAAAUACUACGCCUCGUUUUUCUUGAGUCUCUUAUCUGGAGCACUUGGAGCACACUGGAAGCACUUGUUUGCCUGAGUGUGCUUUUCAUCAGCUGAUAGGACAAGAGCAUGGAUCAGCUUGCCACAUUCCUGCAGUGUGGUUUUGCUGAUGUGCAGAGCCAUGUGGCUUUGCCCUUGCUGCUCUUCCAGAACCACUGCCUGCCUGCCCUCAGCUUGCAGCGCCCAAUCUGUGUUUCUGUCGAGGUGUCCAGUGAUACUGUUAGCUUUUCCUCUGCACUGUGCCUCUGCUCAGGCAAGAACGCAGCCAUGGAGGGCAUGGAGAGGCUGUGGUGAUUUGCUUUGUUGUUAUAAAAGCUUGGUUUUCUACACCUUAA
This is a messenger RNA of Centrocercus urophasianus (Greater sage-grouse), 1776 nucleotides long. It is a transcript of the gene BORCS7, whose product is annotated as BLOC-1 related complex subunit 7. Bases 2 to 322 code for a protein of 106 amino acids. The record is from RefSeq and is a predicted model, not a curated record. Lineage: Eukaryota; Metazoa; Chordata; Aves; Galliformes; Phasianidae. Gene Ontology annotation, cellular component: BORC complex. The transcript is spliced from 5 exons.